Molecule: messenger RNA, 1882 nt
Organism: Cimex lectularius (bed bug)
Lineage: Eukaryota; Metazoa; Arthropoda; Insecta; Hemiptera; Cimicidae
Gene: Eogt
Product: EGF domain-specific O-linked N-acetylglucosamine transferase
Exons: 10
Coding region: 171-1751 (526 amino acids)
Cellular component (GO): endoplasmic reticulum lumen
Molecular function (GO): protein N-acetylglucosaminyltransferase activity
Source: RefSeq, a predicted model, not a curated record
UCAUCCAUUUUUGGUUUGGCGGUCUUGCCGGAGGUUUCGUUGGACAAGGCUUUGUUGUCUUGUUGUGUAGGAGGAUCGGCAAGGUUGUUACAUGUUACAGAAUCCGGCCCACGUUAGUGGCAAACCGUGCUUCGUACAACUUACAAGCUGAGAACCGUGGCUUUGGAUAAAUGUACAAGAUCCUUCUGUUGGUGUCAUUCCUGAAUUCAUUCGCGAGAGGAGGGCCAUACGAUGUCGAUUUGCCGGACAAGCACAUUCCAUAUUAUCUCUUCAACGACAGGGGACUCGCAGAGAAAUGCCUGGAAGACGAGUCGUGCCCGUGGAAGGAUCAUGCUGAGAAUGAAAUGAAAUGCUGGGGGUAUGAGUAUAAAUGUCAGAAUCAUGAAGUGUUUUCAAAACACGAAUGCCCAGGGGCUCACAAGGGUUGGGUGAGAUCGAAAGAGGAACAAAUGAAAACUUUCUACAACCAGGGGGAUUUUGGUUACAUCAAGGAAAAAGCCAAUGAACUCACUGUAAUCUGCGAACCGACGUUUUUGCAAGACUCAGCUUUGGAGUGUACGAAACACCUUCAGUUUUGCCGAGGGAGGAAUAUCAUGAUUAAUUUCACCGCGUUGAAUGAAAGGAAGGAACCCUUGCGAUAUAAAAUGGACGUACUUAAACAAGGAGAAAUCGGCGGUCACUGCAAACUCCAUACUGACAGAUUGAACGAAGAAAGUGAUCACAUCAGCCCUUUGCAAUCCUGGGGGCCAGAGAUGAGGUAUUUCACCGAAAUCGAUGAUAUCGUCGAUUCUGAACUCUGUGAUACUUACAUUGAAAAGCCUGUGAUAAUUAUGAAAAUAGACGCAACAGUAAAUAUGUACCACCACUUUUGUGAUUUCCUUAAUCUUUAUGCUUCCCAGCAUUUGAACAGUACUAACCAACCGAAAUUCUCUACUGAUGUGCACAUACUUAUCUGGGAAAGUUACAGAUAUUUCUCUAGUUUUGGGGUGACAUUCGAAGCGUUCACGGAUCACCCCAUCUGGAAUUUGGACACAUUUAAAGGUCGGUCGGUUUGUUUUAAAAACAUCAUGUUUCCUCUCCUUCCUCGAAUGAUAUUCGGCCUUUAUUACAACACACCAAUCGUAUGGGGAUGUGAGAAGAGCGGACUUUUUCAAGCGUUUUCUGAGCAUAUACUUCACAGACUCAGGAUCCCAAAGCAUACUCCAAAAGACAAACGUUUGAGGAUAACGUUCUUGUCUAGGGACACAUCACAUAGGAAUAUACUGAACGAGGAUCAACUUAUUGAAGCUUUAAAAAAUAAUACUCAAUAUAAUGUUAAGAAGGUUGUUUACAAUCAAAGAAUGCCUUUUAAAGAACAACUAGAAAUUACAUCAAAUUCAGAUAUAUUCAUAGGCAUACACGGUGCCGGUUUAACCCAUCUAUUAUUUCUACCUGAUUGGGCCGCAGUAUUUGAAGUGUACAACUGUGAAGAUGUGAACUGUUACUUCGAUCUUGCCAGGCUCAGAGGUGUGAAGUACUUCACCUGGAAGGACAACACCAAAAUGUAUCAGCAAGAUGAGGGUAAACACCCAGACGGAAAGGCUCACGCAAAAUUUACAAACUACCAAUUCAAUGUGGCUGAGUUUAUGAAGAUUGUCGGUAAAGCUGAAAGACACGUUUUGAAACAUGAGAAAUACAAGCAAUUCAUAAGUCAGAUUGACUUAAUCGACCCCAAGUUUAUAACUACAUUGGAAGACCACGAUGAACUCUAAAAUUCAAGAUAAUUUAUAUUUUGGAUACUCUCACACUUUAAGACUAAAACGUUUACUUAUCCUUUGUACUUGUCCUUUUUUUUAUAAAUUAAUUUAUUUUGUUGUUAAUAAAGUUUUUGUUCUUUUUCAAA